ACCUAAUUACACAUACGAUAAAGUUUCGUGAAAUUUCCAUCGCCCAGUGACAGUGACUAUGGCGCAGACCAAGUCAGCAAGCCUAAUCCUCCUGUUGAUGUUGUGUAUUGGGAAGACAGCAUGUCUGUCUGGAUCCAUGCGCGGAUGGCUGACGACAGGGGACCAGAGAAACCUCUUACGUCAGCUCUCCACAAUACACGCUAGCACAGGAGGAGGAAGGGGCGUUCAUAUCAACAUUGACAGGACAAGGCGGUACCAGACCAUGGAGGGAUUUGGUGCGGCACUCACGAGCUCAGCCGCUUAUGUCAUUCACAACAGCCCCGAAUACGAUGAAAUCGUCAAUGAACUAUUUAGUCCAUAUGCUGGAAUUGGUAUCAGCUACAUUCGGUUGCCGAUGGGAGCAUCCGACAUCCAGGCAGAAGCACCUUACACAUACGCCGAUACUGCCUGGGACUUCAAUCUCGACCACUUCAGCAUAGACAAGGAUCGUCAUUUCAUUAUUCCUGUUAUUAAGAAAGCACUCCGGGUUAACCCAAGUUUGAAGAUUAUGGGAACUCCCUGGACUGCCCCGGCGUGGAUGAAAACUAGCAACAGACUUCAGGGUGGUCAACUGAAGAGGGAUGCUAACAUCAAUGACGCUUACGCAAAGUACUUCCUUAAAUUCAUUCAGGAAUAUCAGAGGGAGGGCAUUAACAUAACCGCGGUUACAGUCCAGAACGAACCGCUCAAUGGUAACGACCAGUACCCUACCAUGGAAAUGUCAUGGCAACAGGAGAGCGAGUUCGUGAAGCAUCACCUCGGUCCCGUAUUCCGAUCCAACAACAUUAAAACAAAGAUCCUUCUUUACGACCACAACUGGGACAACACGGAUUAUGCAAAUAAUAUUCUAGAUGAUCAUGAUACAAGUCAGUACGUAUCGGGAGUAGCAUGGCAUUGUUAUGGUGGCGACAAGAAUGCACCUCUUCAGGUGCAUAACAGACACCCAAAUGUCGACAUGUACUUCUCCGAAUGUUCUGGCGGUACUUGGGCUUCUGAUUUCAGCGGCAACUUGAUGUGGAACGCCGAAACAUUAUUUAUCGCACAGCCUCGCGCGUGGACAAAGACCGUCUUGCUAUGGAAUCUUGCACUAGACGAGAACCAUGGUCCGCACGUGCAGACAAAUGGUGGUUGCAAGACAUGUAGGGGUGCGCUCACAGUGCAGUCACGCGGGGGUUACACCAAAGAAGUAGAAUUCUACCUUAUUGGCCAUCUCAGCAAGUUCGUCAAACCUGGCGCCGUCCGGAUUGACUCCAACACUGGUCAGAACAUCAACACUGUUGCUUUCCAGAAUUCUGAUGGUUCAGUGGCCGUGCUUGUGCAGAAUUCUGAUUCCAAUUCCAAGGAUGUAACGGUACAAGUGGACAAUGACAACAGUCGAUCGUACAUUUAUAACAUGCCUGGUCACGCGAUCGCCACAUUCCUCCUCUAACCACGUAAAUAACUGCCGGUACAAGUACACAUAUUAUAUUUGAUGUUGCACGUUUUAUGAGUAAUUCUAUAAAUUAUUAUAUAUGUCAUAAUUACCAUUUGACUAUGCAGUUAGAUAUCGAAGUUACAAUUCAACGAGCUAUCAUAAUCACUAAUACCCUCAAAGAUUUUGAAAAUCGAAAAUAAUAACUUAUCUGAUCAUUGUUUGUAGUGUUGAAUCUUCCGAUAGCAGCACGAAUUAUACUGGAGUCGCCGCUGUAUGGUAAUAAACCCAUUGAUUAUUACAUCACAGAGCAGCUAUAAUGAAUAUAAUUCUAAAAUAAACUCAUGAUACGUCAGCAUAUUAAGUAGUUAGUUGUUUGAAAACGGAUACAAGAAAUGACAGAAACAAAACAUCAGCGAAUGUCUUCUUUUUUUCUUCAUCAAUCAAAUAAAACGAUCAUCGAUGAAAGUGUUGGUACAUCAUUGCCUUUAAUAGUAAUGUUACAGCGUCACGGAAGAACUUGAGAUGGAUAUGAUUAAAUCGCUUCACCCUGUGAUCACUUACAUUU
Molecule: messenger RNA, 2018 nt
Organism: Pecten maximus
Lineage: Eukaryota; Metazoa; Mollusca; Bivalvia; Pectinida; Pectinidae
Product: endo-1,6-beta-D-glucanase neg1-like
Exons: 3
Coding region: 59-1468 (469 amino acids)
Biological process (GO): glucosylceramide catabolic process
Molecular function (GO): glucosylceramidase activity
Source: RefSeq, a predicted model, not a curated record